AUGGGCUUCCUCAAGCGCCUCCUCUCGCUCAGCAGCACCCGCCGCGGCAAGAAAAAGCGCAUCCCGCUCGAGUGCGACCCCGUCGAGUACGCCCUGCCCUACUCACAGACCCGGCAGGGCAGGCAGAACAACGAGCAUGAGGCUGCCGCAAGCCGUCUCUUACGUUCCUCCUCUGCCCACUUUGCCGUCGUCAACGAGGUCGAUUAUGCCAGCCUCCCGCCCUUGCCGCACCCCAUCAACGAUCUGCUGGCCACCCCGGGGCCGGCGAGCGCCGCGCCGUCCAUCCGCUCGACGAGCACGCAGCCCAGCUACACCGUCACCAUCAUCGGCCGCGAGGUCAUCGCGCGCACCGAGUUCCCCAACGCCAACCCGCCCAUCCCCAGCGACGCCGCGCCGACCCCCAGUAAACGCACCACCACGCCGCGCCGGCGCGUCAACCCCAAGACCGCGCCGGUCACGCCGCGCGACCAGGACCGCAUCCUGCGGCUGCGCCAGGACCCGUCCGUCGCGAGCUUGCUGAACAUGUACGACGAGGAUGGCCGCAUCAACUCGCACGCGUUCUCGAAUACCCCGCCCGAGGUAAGGGGGUGCCUCGCGGAGGGCCGGGAGCAGAUCCGCCGCACCGGGUCGACGCUGCGCCAGCUGCUCGGCAGCCCGACGCACGGCCACGAUGAAUUCGAGGGAGACAUCUCCUGGGCCGAACGUUUCCUCGGGGAGGGCAACGGCAGCACCGACUCCCUCGUCUCCGAAUCCUCGCUCGGGCUCGAGACGCCCAAAGACUUCGCCUUCACGGCCGGCGCUUCCGAUGAGAAGCUCGGCCGCCCCACGUUCCCUAACGACCACGAUCUUUCCACCACGACCGACACGUACCCGACCUUCUCCUCGCUCGAGGUCGAGCUGAGCCAGGGGACGGAGCUCAACACGUCCGUCGCCGAGUCCCUCGACAGUGUGAUCAAGACGCCGAGGCCUGCGUCGCAGGUGUUUGGCUUUUUGACCGAGAAGAAGCGCCAGCGGCAGACGGAGAGCAGGCCGGUGUCUGCGCUGUCGCUGCGUUCCACCGAUAGUUGGCCAGAUGCAGACGAUACUGCGAUACCCAUACCCGUGCAAGACGAUACCCAACCACGUAUUUUCCCGAAACAAGUUACAGAGCCGUUAGAGCCGGUCGCGUUCCCCGUUGCGUUCGAUACCCCCGCGCUCAAGACCGCCAUCAAAAAAGAACCGGAGAAUAGUAUCCGCAACCGCGUAGACCCCGAUGAGGAGAGCCCGACAGCGCGCAAGGGCGGCAAGGCGCACUCCGAGUCUCAUUUCCAGUCCCAGUCCUCGAGGCAGCCUCCCCCGAGCAGGAUACCCCGCGGCCCGCGCCCGUCCGCCAAGUCCCUCCCGAAACCUGCCAGUGGACACGAAGACACCGCAAGCCUGAGUACGAUCGCGAGCUCGAGCAGGCACGUCAAUAACGGCGGUGACGGGUUCACACCCGAACCUGUGCGGCACUACCGCGCGGGGUCGCGCAAGGUCCCGCUGAACGAUACGAAGGCGGAGCUGAGGCCGCAGCGCACGGGGUCUACAUCCACGUCCACCGCGACCUCGAGUUCUCGCGGAUAUCGCCAGCCGGCGCCGCGGACGAAGAGCUGCUUCGCGCUGGUGGUGGAGAAGGAGAACAGCCCGCCGCCCGCGACGCCGCCGAAGGAUCUGCGGUAUGCCGCCAGUCGCAGCAGACCUGCUUAUAUGGGCGGGCUGCCCGUGACGCCGGUGCGGCACCAUUCCCUCUUGAGGGUGGCGGGCGGGGAGGACCCGCCGUCGCCCGCGAGCUCGUCGGAGCUGAGCCCUGUGGCGCGGCAGAUGAUGACGAGCGUUAGGGAGAAGAGGAUGAGGGCUAGGGAGAGGGAGCGGGAGAGGGGGAAGAGUCGGAGUCGGAGUCGGUUGAGGGCUUGAUUGGCUCCCCUUGGACUUUGAUUUUGGACUUUGAGAUGAAGAUGAAGAGAUGAAAGUGUAACCUUAUUCCUUUCUUAUUCUUGUGACGAGGUGAUUGGUUUGUCGGUUUUGGAGACGAGACUGUCUAGCUUUGUUGAAUGCUCUGUCGUUACGCACAUCGUUACGCUGUAUCCGUUGCAAUGUCCCCCACCCACGUAUUGUAGAUAUCCCC
Molecule: messenger RNA, 2143 nt
Organism: Gloeophyllum trabeum ATCC 11539
Lineage: Eukaryota; Fungi; Basidiomycota; Agaricomycetes; Gloeophyllales; Gloeophyllaceae
Exons: 3
Coding region: 1-1932 (643 amino acids)
Source: RefSeq, a predicted model, not a curated record